Molecule: messenger RNA, 1314 nt
Organism: Aedes aegypti (yellow fever mosquito)
Lineage: Eukaryota; Metazoa; Arthropoda; Insecta; Diptera; Culicidae
Product: transient receptor potential protein-like
Exons: 4
Coding region: 52-1149 (365 amino acids)
Source: RefSeq, a predicted model, not a curated record
CCUGUUUCAUCUCAAUUAAUAUUCGCAGUUGCUGGUAAAAAGGGUCGGGUCAUGGAGCGCCGCAUCCUCAAGGACUUCCAGAUCGGUUUCGUCGAAGGCCUCCUCAACGAAACGUUCAAAAACGCAAACGACAAACCGGCAGCGGACGUGUUCAGCACGAUUGCCAAAGCCAUCGGGAGCCGUACCAGCGCCAAGAAGAAGAAGCCCGAGGACUGGAACGCUCUGGUCCGGAAGAAUACAACGGUCCGAGAUCCGAUCGGUAACUCAACGGAAGCCAUCAUGCGUCGCAGCAGGAUGAGCUUGCGGAAGCAGAUCAUUGAAGGAUCAACCCAGGGCUUGGACAUGAACACGGACAAUCUGGUGGAGUUCAAUCCGAAGCUGUCGGAGGUGACUCCGGUGACUCGGGUGGCCUACGUCAAGUUCAUGACGACCAAAUUGAAAAAGGAUGCAGGUAAAGAGGAUGAAGCAGAUGCUGCCACCUUCGAAAACGAACGUCGAGGUUCCACCACGCGUAGUUCAAUAAAGAAGCUUGUGGAGUUGAAGGAUAAGAUCAACAGCAUCGAGGUAGAGGAUAAGACAGAGAAGAAGUCUCCUGUGAAGGAGACUGAGAUCCCUCUCAAGGAAUCAGCAACAACUCCCGCUGCAGUGACGGUGAAUCCUCCGGAAGAAACGAUCAGCACGGCUUUCAAAGAAGACAAGGAUGACAUCCGGAUCGAUAUGAGUAAGGUUCGAGUACGUUCACCAAUCAUGGAAGACCCGGAGGACGUCAUGAGCGAAAAUGGCGACCGCUGUCCUACGCCCAGACGUGCGGACAGUAUUCCGAAACGUCCUGAAACCCCCAUUCCAAGUGUAAGUCCACCGUUGGACAAGAAAACAGACAGUGGAAAACCUAGCACCACCGAAGUCAGCAGUGCUGGGUCGAUAAAGGCCAAGGAAUCUACGCCAAGCUCACAGGGCAGUCUCCGGAAGGACACCCUUUCGCCGUCGGGUUCAGCUAAGUCCGAUUCAUCCCGUUCAUGCUCACGUUCCCCAACUCCUGCCCGUCUGGAACCUCCACCGCCGAGUUCUCCAGCUCGAACACCAUCGCCGGCCUUCUCCGACAAGGGGAAAUCGAAAAUAACCGGAAAAACACUUAAAGGCUGGAUGUAAUACACAGACUAACGGCAAACCUCACGCCUUCACAUUGACCCCUGCUGCCGAUUCGUGUCACUCAAGGUAGGUAUUUUGGCAAUAUGAAACGUUUAUCAUUUCCUCAGUAGGUUCACCAUCUAGCGAAUUAAUAAAGCGAACACAGUUUCAAUGAUUUCGAUGUAA